Abrus precatorius (Indian licorice) is the source of this 890-nucleotide messenger RNA. RefSeq names its product two-component response regulator ARR17-like. Lineage: Eukaryota; Viridiplantae; Streptophyta; Magnoliopsida; Fabales; Fabaceae. The coding region runs from base 232 to 675 and encodes 147 amino acids. Gene Ontology annotation, biological process: phosphorelay signal transduction system; cytokinin-activated signaling pathway. The record is from RefSeq and is a predicted model, not a curated record. The transcript has 5 exons.
GUGACUUUCACACAGUGUUUCUCUCUUCCUUAUUUAUACACGUCUUGUCACCCAAGCCGUUUUGUUUUUCUUUUCGUCCUCUUCUACUCAACAUUUAAUAGCAUUGCAGCCUCCUUUAUUGCAACUGCGUUUAUUACCUUGUGUGUAACAUAACAUAACAUUUGAGACACCGAAACCACCGUUCAGUACUAUUUAUUCUUCUCUUUAUUACUUGACAUCACAACGGAACGCAUGGCUUCUGCACCUUCUUCUUCAAAUUGGGUAAUGGAAAGCUCUGAUGUUCCUCAUGUUUUGGCUGUUGAUGAUAAUCUCAUUGAUCGCAAACUUGUUGAGAAACUCCUCAGGAAUUCUUCUUGCAAAGUUACAACUGCAGAAAAUGGGCCUAGGGCAUUGGAGUUAUUGGGUUUGGCAAGUGGUGGACAGAACAACUUGAAUGGGAGAUCCAAAGUAAAUUUGGUUAUCACAGACUAUUGCAUGCCAGGGAUGACAGGCUAUGAGCUACUAAAGAAAAUUAAGGAAUCAUCUGUAAUGAAGGAGGUUCCAGUAGUGAUCAUGUCAUCUGAGAACAUACCAACUCGGAUUAACAAGUGUCUGGAAGAAGGAGCUCAGAUGUUCAUCUUAAAGCCCCUCAAACAAUCCGACGUAAAAAAACUGACAUGUCAGUUAAUGAAUUGAGAAGGUGAAAUUUGACUUUUAAGAGAGUCCAGGCAACUAGGCAAACCCUGUAUUAUUUUUUUUAUGGUCAUCUAUUGCUAAAAUCUAGGCCUUAACCAGAAUGCUACCGUCUAAUUGUAGUAGUUUAGGUGUAGAAAUGCAUUUCAUUGUUUUGAGGAAGCUGUACUUUACUUUCUUUUAUUGACCUACAUAUACCAAUUUAUUUUCUUAGAACU